Molecule: messenger RNA, 300 nt
Organism: Haemonchus placei
Lineage: Eukaryota; Metazoa; Nematoda; Chromadorea; Rhabditida; Trichostrongylidae
Source: the annotation of a GenBank genome assembly
AUGUCUCCACCGUCUGGCGAAAGGAAAUCCAAUGAGCUACCGCCGAAUUUCUGCUUCACCACAGACGAUCCGUUCUAUUCCGGGCCGGCUACAUGCAACCUGCUGCACUACACUCCGGCAGCUUACAUGGCAGGCUUUAUUGAGAUGGCAAUGCUGGCUAGCGGAUCGAUUUGGUUUUGGCAACUGCACAGCGUCAAUCAGUCAAUGGACUCAUGGGCCGUACUCUGUAUGUUCGGCUUGACCGCUGGGGGACUGGUCACAACUCUACUUAUGGUACCUCUUGCAGAACUUUUCGUCUAG